Molecule: messenger RNA, 176 nt
Organism: Racocetra persica
Lineage: Eukaryota; Fungi; Glomeromycota; Glomeromycetes; Diversisporales; Gigasporaceae
Source: the annotation of a GenBank genome assembly
CCUGGGCUGAGGCUGAUAUACCUUUAGAGAAGCUUGACAAGUUCUGUGGAUUCUUGAAUACAUAUUGCAAGAAGGGUAGUUAUAUAUCUGCAGCUAAUACUUUACAUCGGUCACACUUACCAAUGGUUUUUGAAAACCACUUAGAAAGCUUACGUCAUAUAUUUAGUGAAAACCCU